AUGCAAGGGCUUCCCGGUGUUGGUGACAAUCAUGAUGAUUACCGUAGGAAAGAUGAGGAGGGGAAACUUCUGGUGGCGAUAAAUUCUUUUUGGUUGGAAACUUUGUCGUGGCAGGGCCCGCCGAGAUGCAGGAGCUGCAGCAUCUCGACCGGUGGAUUCCCGCUGCCCCUGAACCCCGCCGUGUUCUUCCCCGUGCCCCGGGUCACCCAGCCCACCGGCACCAACAUCCUGUGGACCUACUCGGGGGCCUUUAUGUGCCUGGAGAUUCUGUUCGGGGGCCUCGUCUGGAUUCUGGUGGCCUCCUCCCGCGUCCCUCUCCCUCUGCUGCAAGGAUGGGUGAUGUUCGUGUCCGUGACAGCAUUCGUCUUCUCCCUUCUCUUCCUGGGCGUGUUCCUCUCCGGCAUGACCAAGACUGAUGCCAACUGGAAGUUCCUGGAUUUGGUUUGCCACUCAGUAGUGUUUGUCUGUUACUUCGGAGCCUUUUUACUGGAAGCAGUAGCCACCUCCCUGCACAAUCGUCGGGGGGGCAGUGCAGCCUCGGCUGACACGCCGCUCCUGGAUGACAACCAGUAUCGCAUCAACGUAGCCGCCACAAUUUUUGCCUUGGUGACCACAGCUUGUUAUGGUUGCAGUGUGCGAUUGGCUUUACUGAGAUGGCGACUGCAUCACUCCGUAACUCACUGGCCACGGUGGUUAAAUUGGAUGCGGAGGUCAGACUCUCACUAG
Messenger RNA from Sorex araneus (European shrew), 726 nucleotides. RefSeq names its product protein MAL2-like. The transcript is spliced from 2 exons. NCBI's taxonomy places the organism in Eukaryota, Metazoa, Chordata, Mammalia, Eulipotyphla, Soricidae. Gene Ontology annotation, biological process: myelination. Gene Ontology annotation, molecular function: structural constituent of myelin sheath. Gene Ontology annotation, cellular component: membrane. The record is from RefSeq and is a predicted model, not a curated record. Bases 1 to 726 code for a protein of 241 amino acids.